CUUCCUCAGAGCCGGCAGCACGAUGGCGGCCGGGGAACCGGGAGACCUUGGCGGCUACUACUUCAGGUUCCUGCCUCAGAGAACCUUCCCGUCCCUGAGCGCCCGGGAGAUCACCAGCCGGCUCCGCCAGUGGUCCAUGCUGGGCAGAAUCCAGGCUCAAGCGUUCGGCUUCGACCAGACCUUCCUGCCCUACCGGAAAGACGAUUUCGUCAUGGCUUUUUUCAAAGACCCAAAUGUUAUUCCAAAUUUGCAGUUACUUUCAAAUUCUUCUGGACAGUGGACUACAUUAGGUAAUGAAAGAAGUGCAAACAGCUGCCAGGAAUGCUUCCAAACACAAGCUGUUUCUCAGGUUGGGGAUGCAAUUUUGCUCUUGGAAGAUUCUGAAAAAUAUGAAGUCUUCAGCCAGCCAGAGAGAGAAGAGUUCCUGUUCUGUCUUUUUAAGCAUCUUUGCCUUGGUGGAUCCCUUUGUCAGUAUGAAGAUAUGCUUAAACCAUAUCUGGAGACAGCAAAGCUGCUCUAUAAGGAUCUGGUGAGUGUACGGAAGCAUCCUCGAACCAAAGAAAUACACAUUACCUCUUCUGUCUUCAAAGUUAAAGCCUAUGACUCUGCUGGCCUGUGCUACCCUUCACCUAAGGAACACGAGCAGACUUUCUCAUACUUCAUUGUGGACCCCAUGAAGCGACACGUGAAUGUUCUGUACCAUUGCUAUGGUGUAGGAGAAAUGACUUAAUGCUGUUUCAGACCAUCUAAAGUUGCUGUUUCUUAGUUCAUCUUGUCUCUGUGUCAGUACUAAUGGGGAGAUAGACAUGUUUUUGCAGAUCAAUUGAAGUCAACUAUAAAGAGCCUGCUUCGAGCAGGAGAAAGCAAACACCAACCUGCCUCUCUCUAAGUUUACCUGGUAUGCUCAUACAGGAACUCUGCUGUCAUCUGUUCAAAGCAGGGGUAGACUUUCUACAGAAACUUAUAAGUUACAGAUACCUAUCUAGUCCGUAUUUAUUCUAUCAAGAUGCAGCUGAGUUCUCAGGUUCCCAUGUAUUUUUAUAUUGCUUUUAGUUUUUUGAGGCAGGAUCUCAUAUGGCUCUGGCUAGCCUUGAACUCACCAUGUAGCUGAGACUGGUCUUGAACUUCUGAUCCUCCUAUCACCACUUUCCAAUUGCUAGGUACAGGCAUGUACCACCAUGCCCAAAUUUAAGUAUUUUGUUUUAGAAGCUAAUUAAUUCUGGAUUAGAAUUGCAGCAUUAAAUAAAACAUCUCCACCACCACU
Molecule: messenger RNA, 1264 nt
Organism: Nannospalax galili (Upper Galilee mountains blind mole rat)
Lineage: Eukaryota; Metazoa; Chordata; Mammalia; Rodentia; Spalacidae
Gene: Cfap300
Product: cilia and flagella associated protein 300
Exons: 7
Coding region: 23-730 (235 amino acids)
Source: RefSeq, a predicted model, not a curated record